Molecule: messenger RNA, 2501 nt
Organism: Psammomys obesus (fat sand rat)
Lineage: Eukaryota; Metazoa; Chordata; Mammalia; Rodentia; Muridae
Gene: Anxa6
Product: annexin A6
Exons: 26
Coding region: 123-2144 (673 amino acids)
Biological process (GO): regulation of muscle contraction; neural crest cell migration; growth plate cartilage chondrocyte differentiation
Cellular component (GO): cytoplasm; focal adhesion
Molecular function (GO): calcium channel activity; actin filament binding; calcium-dependent phospholipid binding
Source: RefSeq, a predicted model, not a curated record
CCCCGCCACAGUGCGCCAGCCUGCGCUGCGGCUGCUGCUGGGCUUCGAGCUGCGUGUGUCUGUCUGUCCGCUCUGACCCAAGGCCUCCCAAGCGCGUGGUUUCUGCUGCAGAACCUGAGACCAUGGCCAAAACAGCACAGGGCGCCAUGUACCGAGGUUCCAUCCAUGACUUCCCAGACUUCGACGCAAACCAGGAUGCCGAGGCUCUGUACACAGCCAUGAAGGGCUUCGGCAGUGACAAGGAGGCCAUCCUGGAGCUGAUCACCUCCCGCAGCAACAAGCAGAGGCAGGAGAUCUGUCAGAGUUACAAGUCCCUCUAUGGCAAGGACCUCAUCGCAGACCUGAAGUACGAGUUGACAGGGAAGUUUGAGCGCCUGAUAGUAAACCUGAUGAGGCCGCUUGCCUAUUGCGAUGCCAAAGAGAUUAAAGACGCCAUCUCGGGCAUCGGCACAGAUGAGAAGUGCCUCAUUGAGAUUUUGGCUUCCCGGACCAAUGAGCAGAUCCACCAGCUGGUGGCCGCAUACAAAGACGCCUAUGAACGCGACCUGGAGUCUGACAUCAUUGGAGACACCUCUGGCCAUUUCCAGAAGAUGCUGGUGGUACUGCUCCAGGGAACCCGGGAGAAUGACGAUGUUGUGAGUGAGGACUUGGUCCAACAGGAUGUCCAGGACCUGUAUGAGGCAGGGGAACUGAAAUGGGGAACAGACGAGGCCCAGUUCAUUUAUAUCCUGGGAAACCGUAGCAAACAGCACCUACGGUUGGUGUUUGAUGAGUAUCUGAAGACCACGGGGAAGCCCAUUGAAGCCAGUAUCCGAGGGGAGCUCUCUGGAGACUUUGAGAAGCUGAUGUUGGCCGUGGUGAAGUGCAUCCGCAGUACUCCAGAAUAUUUUGCUGAAAGGCUCUUCAAGGCCAUGAAGGGCCUGGGAACGCGAGACAACACCCUGAUUCGCAUCAUGGUCUCCAGGAGCGAGCUGGAUAUGCUUGACAUUCGGGAGAUCUUCCGGACCAAGUACGAGAAAUCUCUCUACAGCAUGAUCAAGAAUGACACCUCUGGUGAAUACAAGAAGGCCCUGCUGAAGCUGUGUGGAGGAGACGAUGAUGCGGCUGGCCAGUUCUUCCCGGAGGCAGCACAGGUGGCCUAUCAGAUGUGGGAACUUAGUGCAGUGGCCCGCGUCGAGCUGAAAGGUACCGUGUGCGCAGCCAACGACUUCAACCCUGAUGCUGAUGCCAAGGCCCUGCGGAAAGCCAUGAAGGGAAUUGGAACUGACGAAGCUACCAUCAUCGACAUCAUCACACACCGUAGCAACGCCCAGCGGCAGCAGAUCCGGCAGACCUUCAAAUCUCACUUUGGCCGGGAUUUAAUGGCUGACCUGAAGUCGGAGAUCUCAGGAGACCUGGCAAGGCUGAUUCUGGGGCUCAUGAUGCCACCAGCCCAUUAUGAUGCUAAGCAGCUGAAGAAAGCUAUGGAGGGAGCUGGCACAGAUGAGAAGGCUCUUAUCGAAAUCCUGGCCACUCGGAACAAUGCCGAAAUCCGGGCGAUCAAUGAGGCCUACAAGGAAGACUAUCACAAAUCCCUGGAGGAUGCCCUGAGCUCAGACACAUCUGGCCACUUCAGAAGGAUCCUCAUUUCUCUGGCCACAGGGAAUCGUGAGGAAGGAGGAGAAAACCGGGAGCAGGCUCGGGAAGAUGCCCAGGUGGCUGCUGAGAUCUUGGAGAUAGCAGACACUCCCAGCGGAGACAAAACUUCCUUGGAGACGCGCUUCAUGACAGUCCUGUGCACCCGUAGCUAUCCCCACCUCCGCCGAGUCUUCCAGGAGUUCAUCAAGAUGACCAACUAUGACAUAGAGCACGUCAUCAAGAAGGAGAUGUCUGGGGACGUCAGGGAUGCAUUUGUUGCCAUCGUUCAGAGUGUCAAGAACAAGCCUCUCUUCUUUGCUGACAAAUUGUACAAGUCCAUGAAGGGUGCCGGCACGGAUGAGAAAACCCUCACCAGGGUGAUGGUCUCCCGGAGCGAGAUAGAUCUGCUCAACAUCCGGAGGGAGUUCAUUGAGAAAUAUGACAAGUCUCUACACCAAGCCAUCGAGGGCGACACCUCUGGAGACUUCCUGAAGGCUUUGCUGGCUCUCUGUGGCGGAGAGGACUAGGGCUGCUGUCCUCGGAGGUCCCCUCUGCCAAGCAGCGGCCAAGAGCACCAGCCACCGUGACCUGACCAAGCCAUCCUCCAGCUUCAGAGACUGAGGAAGGAAAAGUGAGGGGUGGAGUUGGACUGUCGUCCAGCUGGGGCACUCGCCAGCCAUCGAGGGUCCCAGGCGGUACCUUCUGUUAUCCCUCCUGCUCCUGGCUGAGUGGCUGGGGAGCCACAGCCAUGUACCGAAUUCACCCCUGCUCGCCCUCCACCCCCUCCUCAGCCCCUCCCUAGCUUUCACUCCUCAACAUAAGCCCUGCCCUGAUUUGAACUUCAUCAUAUCUCAAAACAUACCAAGACCCUGUCUAUAAAAUGA